AUGCUUCCUUCCUUCCGCAUCCUGGCCUUUUAUUUACUGCCAAGGGGAACAGGGCAGGACCCUGAACUGGUGGCUGAUUCCAUUUGGAUUGAUGUGAAUGACAAAUGCAAGGAGAAGCUGAAGGUUGGCAUGAAGAAUGAAGGAUACCUCCAGCCUGUACAGCCCAGCAGCCAGGUGGAAUUGAAGGUGACAGGUGAUGCAGAGGCCACAGUAGGGCUGGUGGCCGUGGACAAGGCUGUCUAUAUCUUGAACAGCAAACACAAGCUCACACAGAAGAAGGUCUGGGAUACGGUGGAGGAACAUGACAUUGGCUGCACAGCAGGCAGUGGGAAAGACAGACUUGCUGUGUUCAAGGAUGCUGGAUUGGACAUGAAGAUGAGCACAGGGAUGGACACUUUGGCAAGCUCAGACUGGCACUGCCCCCAGAGCCCAUCUCCCAGCCGUCACCGCCGCUCCCUGAAGAGGCUGGAGACCAAGAGGAAUACAGUGAACAAGUUCGAGACAGAGCUGGAGCGAAAGUGCUGUGAGGCUGGGCUCCGGGAGAGCCCAGUGGGGCUAUCGUGUGAGGAGAGGACCCAUCAUGUCCGCUAUGGACCAGUCUGCAUCGCCGCUUUCCUGAGCUGCUGCCAUCUGUCUGAGGCCCUGACUCAGGAGGCCCGAGAGGAGCAGCUGCUUCUGGGGACAACGGAUGAAGAUGAGGACUUUGAUGACAUCUUCCAGGAGGACCAGCCUGUCCGGAGCUUGUUCCCUGAAAGUUGGUUCUGGAAGACGAUUACUCUGCCCAAAAGUGAAUCGGGCAUCUCGCACUACAGCACCCUUGUGACCGUGCCAGAUUCCAUCACCACAUGGCAGUUUGUGGCCGUCAGUCUCAAGGCUGGACAAGGUCUUUGCGUCUCUGACCCCUUUGAGCUGACAGUUAUGAAAUCAUUCUUUGUGGAUCUUAAGUUGCCCUUCUCCGUGAUCAGGAAUGAGCAGGUCCAGAUCCAAGCUGUGUUGUACAAUUUCAUGGUCAACCCGGUCAAGGUCCGAGUGGAGUUCCCCCACAAGGAGCCACUGUGCAGUGCGGCAAAGCCAGGAGCCCCUUCCCGCCAGGUGGUUGUCGUGCCCUCCACCUCCUCCAAGACGGUGCCCUUCGUGCUUCUCCCACUUGAAACAGGCAAAGUGGAUGUGGAGGUCAAGGUCAUGGGCUUUGGGGUCCAGGACCACGUGAGGAAGACACUCCUGGUCCAGGCAGGGGGUCAGAUACAGCAGAUAUCUCAUAGCAUCCUCCUGAACCCCCAAGGUCACACCCAGAUGGAGCUGGUGCCAAAACAGGACUUUUUGAACAAGAUGCCCAACACAGAGGCAGAAGUGUUUGUCAGCAUUCAAGGUGACAUCCUUGGAGAGACCAUCCUGGGCAGCCUGACACCCAAAGAAACAAGGCGGCUGCUGAGGGUCCCCACUGGCUGCCCCGAACAGACGCUGAGCUCCCUGGCACCUGUGAUCAUCCUGGCCCGCUAUUUGGAUAGCACGGGCCAGUGGAACAAGGUUGGGGUGGAGCUCAGGGAGCAAGUGAUGAAGAACAUUGUCAGCGGGUACAGCCGGAUGCUGACCCACCGGAGCGCAGAUAGCACCUACCACACCAGCAAGGGAAACCCAGGAAGCACCUGGCUCACGAGUUACGUAUUCCGGGUCUUCGCCCUGGCCUACCCUACCAUGACAAUCGGGGCGCUCAACCCUGAGUCUCUCUGCACCAUUGCCAACUGGAUCAUCACCCAGAGGCAGGCGAAGGACGGGAGCUUCUUGGAGGAAAGCCCUGUGGUCAUGGCGUCCAUGAAGGGUGGCUACCAAGGCUCGGAGGCAGAUGUAUCCCUCACAGCUCUUGUCCUGAUCGCUCUGAAUGAGGGGAAGGAGUUGUGCAACCAGAAGAUACCGAAUUUGGCUGCCAGCAUGAAGCAAGCCAGUGACUUCCUGGAGAAAAAACUCCCCCACAUUCAGACAACCUUUGCCAUAGCCAUAGUCUCCUAUGCUCUGGCCCUCACCAGGAGCCCCCGAGCCAAUGACCGCCUGGACAGCUUUGCCAGCCAGGACAAAACCCAUUGGCCAGUGGGCGACCUGGACACGGACUCCCUAUACACCAUUGAGGCCACGGCCUAUGCACUGAUGGAGAAGCUGGAGCUGGGUCGGCGCAAUGAGACGCAUGCCAUCGCCAAGUGGCUACUGGAGAAACGGGAGCUGGGAGGAGGCUUUCAGUCCACCCAGACCACGGUCGUGGCCAUAGAGGCCCUCACCCGCUUCCGCGAAGCUGUCCCCUUCGACGGUGUCCAGGAUCUCCGCGUCCAGAUCAGAGCCCCCAAGAGAGCCUUGAAUAUGGAAUGGCUCAUCGAUGAGAACAAUGCCUACCAGCUGCGGUCAGCAAAGUUCUCUGCCCAGGAUGACCUAGAGAUCAAAGCCAGCGGCAGUGGAAGAGGCACCAUCUCGAUCCUGACCAUGUACCACAGGUCUCCAGAGUCCUGGGAGGACACCUGCAACCUGUACCACCUGAAUGUGACUCUUCACACAGCCCCGAAAGAUAAUAAAAAGGGGGAAGCAACCUUUCAGCUCCGGAUGGAAACAAGGUACCAGGGUCAUCGAGAGGCCACAAUGACCAUCAUGGAGGUCUCCCUGCUCACCGGCUUCUACCCCAACCAGGAUGACCUCAAACAGCUCACGAGCGACGUGGAGAGGUACGCCUUCCAGUAUGAGACCAAGACGACCUCCAGCGACAGCACUGUUGUCCUCUACCUGGAGAAGCUCUCCCACAAGGCAGACACGGUGCUGGGCUUCCGCGUCCACAGGAUGCUGCAGGCGGAGUUCCUGCAGGCUGCCCAGGUCAUGGUCUACGACUACUACGAGCCUUCUCGGAGGUGCAGCUCCUUCUACAACCUGCCCACAGAGCGCGCUUCCUUGAGGAAGAUCUGCCACAGAGACGUGUGCAGAUGCGCCGAGGAACAGUGCCCAUCCCCAAAGAAAGACAGCAACCACCUGCAGCAGGAGGAGCUCCAGGCAGCAGCCUGUGAGGUUGGCGUGGACUUUGUGUACAAGGCCAGGCUGGAGUCUGUGGAGACCUCCGCCUCCAGCCCCUACAUCUACUACAACAUGCAGCUCCAAGCCAUCAUCAAGAGUGGCACGGACUCUGCCAAGCCCCUCACCGUGAAGAAAUUCGUCACUCACGCCACCUGCCAUGACUCCCUGGGGCUGCAAGAACACGAGACAUACCUCAUCAUGGGCCAGACAUCAGACCUGUGGAGAGUCAAAUCUGAAUACACCCAUGUCCUGGGCAAGGAGACGUUCCUCAUGCACUGGCCAGUGGAUGGGGCAGUGGGCAAGAAGGAAUUGCUGGACCAGCUGGAGGGGUUUUCAGAAUAUAUGCGCACCCAUGGCUGCGAGUCCUGA
Molecule: messenger RNA, 3414 nt
Organism: Eubalaena glacialis (North Atlantic right whale)
Lineage: Eukaryota; Metazoa; Chordata; Mammalia; Artiodactyla; Balaenidae
Product: complement C3-like
Exons: 29
Coding region: 1-3414 (1137 amino acids)
Cellular component (GO): extracellular region
Molecular function (GO): protein binding; endopeptidase inhibitor activity
Source: RefSeq, a predicted model, not a curated record